This is a messenger RNA of Spirodela intermedia, 2136 nucleotides long. The record is from the annotation of a GenBank genome assembly. Lineage: Eukaryota; Viridiplantae; Streptophyta; Magnoliopsida; Alismatales; Araceae.
AUGGUGUCGCAGCUGAUCAACGCCAAUCCGGUCGUCUACGAGAUAAAGGAUCGCCCCGCGCGGGUCCGACAGCCGGCCGAGGAGGACGAGUACGGUGCCGACCCCAUCGACCAGCAGGAGAUUUUUGAUAUCCUUUCCACGGUGGUCGUGGUUCGCCGUGUUAAUUUCACCUGGUUUCUCCUCCAGCAUAAGAUCUUUGAGUUGCACGGUGUUAAUCGAUGGAAAAAAAUCCUUGCACUCUAUUGGAUAUGAAGUAAUUCAUUGACAUAUGUGUGGGGAUCUUCUCGGAAGAGUCGUGUUCUGCUCGUGGUGCGUCGUGUGGACAUAUUACUGCAUUGAUUUAGAAGCUUUCCGAUCUCAUUAUCAAUUGAUUUGGAUUCGGAAGAUCCGAUUUCUUCACGUUAAAAAAUAAUAAUAUUUUCCGACCGCACAUAUGAAAUGGUGUUAGGGUUCAUUUGGGGUAAUUUUAUAUGCUCACAGGCUUUUUCGUAUAGAAGGUGCUGUGUUUCCUUGACAGGCUUAAAUCAUAUCAGGGAUAUAAAAGAUCCUGAGCAUCCUUACACUCUGGAAGAAUUGAAAGUAGUAUCAGAAGAUGCAAUUGAUGUGGACGACAAGCAAAGUCAUGUCAGGUAUGGUGAUGUCUCCUGGGACAUUUUAAGGAAAAAAAAAUUCGUCGCUCUAUCUUUUCCCCGCUUAGAAGCCUCUACUACGUAACAGUGAUUGAUAUUUUCUGGUUCAGGGUCACUUUUACUCCUACUGUUGAGCAUUGCAGUAUGGCAACAUUAAUUGGCCUUAGCAUACGAGUCAAACUAAUGCGAAGUUUACCGUCUAGGUUCAAGGUACGCAGUUCAUUUCCCCAGAUUCCUACCUUCCUUAGAAGAUCACAACAGCUCAUAUCCUCUGCUUCUUACCGCUAUCUUUGUGUGGUAUAUUCUUGAAAAUUUCAUAAAUUUAUUUUGGAAACCCUGGAUUCUUAGUCCAGAUUAUUUGUUACUAUCUCAUAGGAGAGACGUUAGAUUGGGUAUGCCAGUAUCGUCUCCAGAGAUGAAAGGCAUUCGGAACAGUGAAUAUUUUUUAAUUUGUUAUUAUUAUUAUUUCCAUUAGGUUUAUGCCACAAUUUAUCCAGCACGAGCCAUGUGAUUUCAAGAAGACCGUGUUCCUGUGGGUGGUUUAUUUUUGAAUUUGGUAUAAGUUUUGGUGCUGGAACUAUCUUUUAUCGAUCGAUUUGACUUUGAUUACAUGCAUGAGAUGGAGAGGAUCAGUGUCAAAGGGGGAAAUCAUCGAAGGAAUGGUGUUUAAAAAAUAUAAACUGAAAAACUUAUAAGUUGAGGGAGAUUUUUAAGUUGCUCAAGUCCUGUUAGAAGGAAAAACAGGAUAAUGCAGGCUGAAAAAUCAUGGAAUCAUAUGAAAAAGAUACCAUGAGAAGGUGCGAGAAUGAUCGAUCUCAUACUCUUAAGGUUCUUAAAGGAUUUUCAUUCAUGGAGCAGAAUUUUUUACCCAGAUCUCCUACAAGCUUAUAAUUCCUAAUAUGAUUAAGCUUAUAGUUCCUGUUUUUGAUGCCCCUUCUGUGGGAUUGAAGGUGUCUGGGUUUCCUAGUACGGAAAUCCGCUGUUUUAUGCCAAAAAUAGUGAAAAAGUAUACAUGUCAGCCGUAUUAUGAUCCAGGGUGUACAUAUCUCAUUGGAAUUACCUGAACGUUUCCCAAUAUAUGCCGUAUGAUCCUAAUCAGUUAGGUAAGUAAUCUGUGAUUUAGGAUAAUUCUAACUAUUAUUCAGUUCAUCUCGAUUUGAGACGAUUGAUGUUUUUUCUGGAUGGUUGUGGGUAAUGAUUAAUCGUUCUGUCCCUUUAAGGCAUUUGACCGAACGCUGACUUUACUUGCAGGUUGACAUCCGGGUCGCACCUGGGACGCAUGCCACCGAAGACGCCGGUACUUAGAAUUCUGCUCACUAGCUGGUCCAAAGCUGCUGGAAAUGUGUCAAAGAUCCUUUUUUUUUGGCCAAAUCUGGAACUAAACUUGGCUCAUUUUGACUCUGCAGUGAACAAACAGUUGAACGACAAGGAGCGGGUUGCCGCCGCCCUUGAGAACCCUAAUCUCGUGGAUAUGGUCGAGGGCUGCCUCUCCAAGACGUAUCUUUGA